AUGGAUUGGUAUAAUUUUUCUGCUGAAGAGAAAGAGAAACUAUUGAAAUCAUGGGCCAUUUUGGAACCAAACAAGCAAAACCUCGGAUGUGAUAUCUACGGAAUGAUUUUCAAUCAGUGUCCGGAAAUUCGGAGACUUUUUCCCAAAAUGAAGUUUCGAGAAGAUGGACGAACAGACAAAAAACAAAAUGAGUUCAGCUUCCAAGCUUUACGAUUCAUUCAGGUAAUUGAAUCAGCCGUCACAAAUAUUGAUCGCUUACAAAACCUUGAGCCAAUUCUGGAUAAUCUGGGAAAAAGACAUGGAAAAUUGGAAUUAUCGGGGAAAUUCAGAAGCUAUUAUUGGUCAACGUUUCUCGAAUGUACUAUUUAUCAAAUGAGAAAGUGUUUAUCCAGUACUAGGAAGUUCCCUGAUUCAGAAGUAGAUGAAGCAAUUAUUCAAUGGAGAAAUCUAUUGAGAGGUGUUAUGAAGGCUAUCAAGAAAGGAUAUUAUGAGAAUAUUUGUCAUCGGCUAUCGAAAAUGUCUGUAGAUCAUACAAACAAUCGGAAAACGUCUGUCUUAUCAAUAGGACAAUCGUCUUCGUCGUCAUUUCCUGAGAAUUACGAUAGUUCAUAA
Auanema sp. JU1783 is the source of this 612-nucleotide messenger RNA. The record is from the annotation of a GenBank genome assembly. Lineage: Eukaryota; Metazoa; Nematoda; Chromadorea; Rhabditida; Rhabditidae.